UCGGAGGCGCUCGUUGGAUUUAUCCAGUGCGCACCGCGGCGUCGCUUCUCGCCUCACUGUACGGACUGUUGCUACGUCCGGAGCGUACACCUGCCGGCGCGGGGCGUUAAUGGGAGAGAAAAGGCGCUGGAAAGCAGCAAGCAGAGAGCGCCGGUCUGAGGGGGACGUUUAAAAGAGAGCAGAGGAAGAAGAAGCGGCCGGAAGGGCGGGAGGAACGGACCAUGGCCUCAAAGGAGACCACAUCAGCGGGUUUCGUCAACGUCAGCAGGGAAAUCACAGAGAGCAUCAGGAAGGUGCUGGAUAAACAGGCCAUUAAGUUUGUACGUGCCAUCAAGCAAGAAACCAGAAGCGGCAAAUCUGAGGACAGAAUCCUGGUCCUGGCAACAUGGAGACUGUAUCUCUUUGCUGUCAAAGUGCCCACCAAGGUGGAGGUCACUUUCAACUUUCUGGAAAUCAGAGCAAUGAACACCUACCCAGAACACCAGGUUAUCAUUGAUACUGACAAGACUACCUACACACUGAGACUACAGACUCAGGACCAGCUGGAUCACAUGGUCAGCCACAUCAACUAUGCCCUCUCCAGAGUCUUCAACAACUCGAUUUAUGCUCCUCCUAUUUGUCGAGCAGAGGGAGAUAUGCCCGAUGAAAGUCACAAGUUUUCACCAAGUUCAGAAUCGUCAUUGGAGCCUCCGAAAACCUGCGGUGGUUUUUCUGAGACAUACGCUGCUCUUUGUGACUACAAUGGAAUUGGCUGCAAAGAAGAAGUUCAGUGGGAUGUAGACACAAUCUACCACUCUCAGGACAACCGAGAGUUCAACUUGCUGGAUUUCAGCCAUCUUGACAGCAGGGACUUGGCAGUGAUCGUGGCAUCCAUUGCUUACAACACCUGGUUCACCAAGCUGUACUGCAAAGACAUGCGCAUAGGGUCAGAGGUGAUUGACCAGGUUCUGCACACAAUCAGCAAGUCCAACAGUCUGGAGGAGCUCACGUUGGAGAACGCAGGACUCAAAUCAGAUUUUCCACAGAAGAUGGCGUCGGCGCUGUCUGAGAACCCUUCCUCUGUAAUUCACUCUCUCAACCUGGCUCAUAACACACUUGACAACCAAGGAGUCUCCAACCUGAUUCAACAGGUCUGCCGACUCAACAAGGGUCUGCGCCUCCUCAAUCUCUCCAAGACCUCUCUCUCCUCCAAGGGUGUUGUCUCUUUGUCCCAGGCUCUGUGUUCAAGUGAUGACUACUCCAAUUCUCUGCUGCACCUGGACCUCAGCAAAAACCCUGGAGUUCUGUCUGGAGAGGAUGCCACAAACCUGUACUUGUUCCUGGCACAGCCCAACUGCCUGGUCCAUUUGGAUCUGUCUGGGACAGACUGCACUGUGGACUUGUUGUUCGGGGCCUUGCUGCGAGGCUGCUGUGCUGACCUUUCCUACCUGAAUCUCUCCAAGAAUUCCUUCUCUCACAGAAAAGCGAGAGACUCUUUGCCAACUUUCCGCCAGUUCUUCAGCUCAGCAUUCAGCCUGACCCACGUCAGCCUGGCCUCUAUGAAGGUCCCCCCUGAUUCACUGAGGGCUCUGUUCCUGGGUUUGUCCAAUAACCCUCAUAUCUCAGAUUUACACCUGGACAUCAGCGGCUGCGAGUUAAGGUCAGCAGGUGCUGGAGUGAUUCAGGAGCUGUUUCCUCGAGUUUCAUGCGUGGGGACUUUAGACAUUUCUGACAAUGGUUUGGAUGCUGACUUGCUGGCUGUCAUCCCAGCACUCUCACGGCACCCCUCUCUCAAACACCUGCUGUUGGGGAAGAACUUCAACAUCAAGGGCAGGGUGCUGGAUGAAAUCCUGCAGAAACUGGUUCAUCUGGUGCAAGAAGAAGAGUGUGCUCUACAGUCCCUCUCCUUGGCAGACUCGAAGCUUCGCCAGCGGGGCACAGUGCUGGUCAACGCCCUGGGCUCCAACGCCUGCCUCCGGAAGGUGGAUCUAAGUGGCAACCUUCUGGAAGACUCCGGAGCCAAGAUGCUCAGCAAAGCUCUGCAGAUCAACACAACCCUCAGAAGUGUGACGUGGGAUCGCAACAACACCACUGCAACAGGCUUCCAAGACGUGGCGAGAGCUCUGGAGCAUAACUUCACCCUGCAGUACAUGCCUCUUCCUCUCAGUGAUAUCAGUCAGGCGUACCGCAGCGCCCCAGAAAAGACCGAUCAAGCCCUGGCCAAGAUCCAGCGUGCUCUGCUUAGAAACAACCAGACUCAGCGUUUCUCCCAGAAACAGGCUCUCAGGCUGCACCAAGGCCUCGUCACCAGUACUGCUGAACAGGUGAUGGAGCGUCUGUGUGUGCGGGUGCAGCAGCAGGUUUGUGUCCUGAAAGGCUGCGAGGAAGGAGAAGAGGUCCAGACGGCCAGACAAAUCCUCAAAGAAGCUAGGAACUCAAGAGCUCUGUAUCCGUCUCUGUGUGAGUUGGCCCAUGUGUUGUCAGUGGACGGCCCAGUCAAACAACGCCUGGACAUUCUGUCCGGAGAACUGGCCAAGGCUGCUGACAAAGAACUGCAGGUGGUGGUGGACUCCAUGGUGUCUUUAUGUCGGGAGUUAUGCCCCAUGUCCUGCUCAGCCGCUGAGAGACUCAGCCCGCCGCUGUCUUCCAUCUCCGAACAAGUUUCCAUCCCUCGCUCUGCCAUUCGCAACGCCCUGAUGGAGAGAGCCUCUGAGGAUGUCAACCGAGCCCUGGAGGAGGUGAAGCUGUCUGUGGUCUCCUACCUGACCAACUCCAUAGUGGAUCAGAUUCUGCAGGAGCUCUACACCAGUCAUAAAACCCUGGUACUGCUGCGGCAGAUAUCUCAAGUCAAGCGUUGGGAUGAUGUCGGGACUGGCAGAAGGACGGUCAGACAGUCGAGAUUAGUUGAGUCUCUGGAAUUCCCUGAUGAGGAAUUUGGUGUCACCUUGGGAAUUGACACCAUGGCCAUCAAGAAGCGGAGCUCCAGAACAAGACGGAUUCGCCCCGUCUCCACUAAACUGAGUUUAGGUGAUGAGCCCAGUCCCUCCCCUACACCGUCCGCUCCUCCCCACUCUGCUUCUCUCACUCACUCGGCAUCGUGGGAGUGUCUGUCCACACUCCCCACAAACGGUUCGCCCUUACGCCACGUGACCCACGUCAGGCCACGCCCACCACGGAGACACAGAGCUGUACACCUUCCUCCUGAAUCCCAUUGCUCUGAGAACGGAGGAGUCAGUAUGCUGGAGGAUGGACUGCCGGAUUUCUACAGCAAGAGAGUUUUACCCGACAGUCAGUUGUCAUCCCUUCAUCAGACCCAGUCGCUGAGGAGGAAGAAAAGACGCAGUGUGUUGUCGAUUUUCUCCGGCUUCCGCAAGAACCGAAACUCCACCAUCUCUAAUCAGGACUCGGACUGCGCCUCAGAGAAUGUCUACUCAAUGAUCCAGCACCCUAAAGACAUUGUGAGGCCGGAGAGCUCUGUUUCUGGGGCAAACGGGGCCAUGCCUUCACCCCGGCUAACUCCAGGUCUACCUGUUCAUGGGUCGAGGGCUGCCAGCCCCCCCUGUCUCAUGCAACGACAGUCUACAGAUCUGGUCAGCAUGGUGUACAGCUGUAUUGGGGCAGAAAUUGAGGACUCCGAUGGCAGCAGUAACAGUGACAUUAAAUCAUCUGACAACGAUGCUGACCAAUUGAUCGGCAUCUCAGAUGGCCCAACAGAAACCCGGACUAAUGGCCAUGUGGUGUCCUCAAUGCAGCAGAUGGAGACGGGCAGACAGGAGAGGAUUGUUCCCCUGACAGACUUACGGACUGAGAUGGAGGAGGAUGUACAGAGUGGUGGCAGCGGCAGGCCAGAGCCACCUCCACAGAGCACCAAGCCCAGUCUGGCUGUGAUGAGGCAGAGACACCUGCAGGAGAGUUUAGAAGAGGCAGGAAGGCUGGAGGCAGACGACCAAAGUGAAAGAAUUCAUGAGGAGAAGCAGAGAGGCCGAGGACCAGAGGGGCAGCGUCCUCUCAUUCCCAAAAAGCCCAGCACAGACCUCUCCAGAGACAAGACCUCUCCGGAAAAGACCAAGACUUCUCCCAAAGCCUCAUCCGUCACACCAGAAGUACAAACCAAUGACCAGAGGGGUCUGCAUCCUGCUCAGCCAAUCAGUGAAGAGAACGAGACUGAGGACGAGAGUCUAUUAGCGUCUAUGAAGCCUGGAACAGAGGCAGCCAAUCUGCCCUCCAUGUCUUCUGCUACAGAUGAGGAAGAAGGUCGUAACGGACUCCCAGCAACAUUGCGUCACACCAGGAAGUCCAAUUCCUUUGACAUAGGCAUGGAACAGGACAUCCCCUACGAUCUGGACAGGUCUUCAGAUCGCAGAUUCCCUGUGAAAAAGCCCCGUUUCCCCCAGUACAGAAACAGAUCUCUGGACUACCCUGCAGGGACCAGGUGUUACGAAAGCCCCCAGCUUGGUAACAGAGAUGCAUUAUGACGUUACCUGAGGACCGGGAGGAGACUGCUGGGAAGAAAAGACUGGAACACGGAGGACUGGAGCGAGACAAGCUUUUAAAGCUGUAUGGACUCAGCUGAUAAGGGGUUUAACAACAACUUAUUUUUCUUCUUUUAUUCCAUUUGUUGCUGAAAAUGCAUGAACUGUAUACUUUUUUUUUUUUCCAACUGCUUGAACUUACUCUGGUUUUCCCAUGCAUAAGGUUUCACAAAAACACAGUGGUUCUCUCUCCAGUAUGCUUAUGAACUGUUUUAUGCAUUUUUGUGCAAAUCAUUUAAUAAUGAAAUCUAUCUUUUCACCCUCCCUCCUUCUUUUACUGACAAUCUGUGACUACUAAAAGUGAGUUUGUACUGUAUUUAUUCUAGUGAGAGGUAGAUAAUUAAUAUAAAACUGCACUAACCAUUGUGGUAACUUUACCAAGUAACAAUCAUGUUUUUAUUUGUGAUAUUGAAUUUGUUUGUAAGUUUGCUUUUGGUGUAUGCUGACUGAUGACUGAGAAAUGUCUUACCAUUAAUUUAGCUUUCCCAUCUCUUCAGGAGUAUUUAAAUCAGUCAGUGAGUCGUUUUAAUCUGAUUUUAUUGGCCUGAAAAUUAGUAUAUUUUCUAAAGAUGCUUCUAUGAAUCAGAAUUAAUAAAAUUGACUUUACAGAAGGAAA
This is a messenger RNA of Melanotaenia boesemani (Boeseman's rainbowfish), 5127 nucleotides long. RefSeq names its product capping protein regulator and myosin 1 linker 3 (gene carmil3). Bases 222 to 4454 code for a protein of 1410 amino acids. The transcript is spliced from 40 exons. Gene Ontology annotation, cellular component: plasma membrane; lamellipodium. Gene Ontology annotation, biological process: regulation of Arp2/3 complex-mediated actin nucleation; cell migration. The record is from RefSeq and is a predicted model, not a curated record. Lineage: Eukaryota; Metazoa; Chordata; Actinopteri; Atheriniformes; Melanotaeniidae.